This is a messenger RNA of Drosophila eugracilis, 2556 nucleotides long. Its product is annotated as RUN domain-containing protein 1. The coding region runs from base 226 to 2403 and encodes 725 amino acids. The transcript is spliced from 3 exons. Lineage: Eukaryota; Metazoa; Arthropoda; Insecta; Diptera; Drosophilidae. The record is from RefSeq and is a predicted model, not a curated record.
CACCGUGGCCGCGCGCUCAUCGUAUCAACAGCACAUCCCCUUGGCAUCCAAAAUUCUCGAAAGCUAGCGACAGAAAGAGCAGGAGAGAGCAAGGGAGCUGGGCCAGCUGGCACAGAAAGCAGAACAGAACAAGCCACCGAUUGAUUUUUCUCGAGCAUUGGAAACGCGGAAAAACUGAGGAAAUCAAACGACGCAGGGUAAACCAAUCCCCUGCAGCAUUUCCAUAUGGAAAUGAAAAUGGCGGAGGCGCAGAAGUCCAAGGACUCCUCCUCUGCAAGCGAAGACCAGCUGCCAGCUGGCUCUGUUCUUGCUGAGGACGAGGAAGAGGAAGUGGAAGUGGAGGUCGAGCAGGAGCAGGAGCAGCAGGAACUGCUCAGCGAACGAUGGUCUCCGCUAGGAGCCAACUACGACGAUGCGAAUAGCGCCAGUUCUGGCGUGGAUUGUGAACUGGAACCAGGGCCUGAUAAAUCAGAAACGCGACGUGGAAGCAGUACUGGCAGCGAACUGGCCCGUCUGCGUAGCAUUGAGGAGGAGCAGGAGCUGCUCACCAGUUCCCUGCUGGCGUUGACCUCUCACUUUGCCCACGUCCAACUACGAGUUCGCCAAAUAGUGGAGGCACCAGCGGAGGAGCGGGAUCAACUGCUACGCGACCUUGAUGACUUUGCCUUCCAGGGUAUUCCGGAGGCAGUGCAGUCCAAGGAGCCCCAUUCGGACACGGACUCCAAUGACCGCGAAAAGGAAUCUAGUGCCGAUAGCCAGCUUAUAGAGCAGCUGAAAUCCCAGCUCACUGAACUGGAGCAAAUAGCCUACGAGGCUGGAGAACCUGGCAUUCUACCACAACACGUCAUGCUCGAGAAGCAGAAGUUUAUACUGGACGAGCUGCGCUCCAAACUCAAUCUCCAGGUGGAGCAACAUGAACUACCGUCACUCAGUACGGAGCAGCUGCGCCACCAGGUUGACAAUGCUAUCGGUGAGUUCGUGGGCCCACUGAAGAUGAAGGAGCAACUGGUGGCCCAACUAAAGACCCAGAUUACCGACCUGGAGCGCUUCAUUGCCUUUCUGCAGUGCGAUGCGGUGGAGGGAUCCGUUGGGGAUCGAUUGAAACUCCUAUCAGGAGCCUACAACAGCUAUGCGGCCAAACAGACAGCCCGGAGUUCGCUGGCAGCCUCAAUUGCCCCAGCUCCUGGCAUAGCCAACGCUCCUGCCACGUCAACAGCUGCACCCCCAGCCUCCGGACUGGGCCCCCAUUCCCCCGGGGAGAGCUUGCACAGCAAGGCACACGGACUGCUGGACAAGGCUUCGAUGCUCAUGCAAAUGUUCGCCAGCACGCAUCUGGCAAAGCCCCGAAGCCACGACGAGUUUCAGCAAAACUCGCUCAAGAAGACGCACAAGGGCAACCACUGGGGAGAUCUGCGUGCCCAGUUGGAGGUGGACAUUCAGGAGGUGGCUGCACUGGCCGCCACUUUGAGUUGCGAUCGUGAGAAGUUGGCCAAUAUCAAGCGGGCUCUGCGUCAGCAGCAGCAACAGCAGCAACAGGCGGAUAUCACCUCUUCCUCCGCCGCUGGUCAUCCAGUUAUCAAUGCCCAAAACGGAGCACUGACCACCUUGUCCCCCCGUUGCCGACGAGCAGUGCCAACUGGCCACGAACUGGCUCCAUAUGCUGCCGGAGGAGCCAUAUCCUCCGACUCCGACGAAGACAUUAGCUAUUCCAACUUUGAAUGGGAGAAGGAGGGCAAGAGCCGACGAACUGCCCAUAUGCGAGGCGACUCUAUAGCCACCAUUGGCAGGGAAUUGACCACGGUGGUCCGAAAGAACUUUGCCCGUACGCUGCAACAGCUUAUCCAACAUGGACUCCGCAUCCCAGCAGAAUCGGCGGCCUCCAGUUUGAUGGUCCCCUUUUUAAGAUGCCUGCAUCCCGGGCCGCCGAAAGUCCCGCUGGCAGCUGGCGAGGAGUCGCAGUUCCUCGGCUUCGGCAGGGCCAUGCACGCCUGGGAGUUGGUACUGGCUUACUACAGAUUGAAGCACGGCGAGGAGUACAACAACACGCCCGCCAGAAAGUUGUCCCAGAGCUUCCAGCUGGACAUUGUAGACGCCCAGGCGGUGACAGCCAAACAGAGUUUGCUCAGCGCCGUGGGCAUGAUCUUGGCCAUGCAUCGCCCCUACAAACGAAGCAACAACGCCCACUUCAAGGCAUUCGUCUGCGCCGGACUCAACUCCCAUCUGCUGGUGGAGUGGCUGAAUCUGAUCCUCAGCUGUCACGAACUGGUGGACACGUACUACACGGUGAACAGCUAUGUGGCUCGCACGGGAUUCCGGGACUCGCUGCGCUCCAUCGACGCUCUGUCCCGAUUCGACUUCGACCUGCCGGUGGACCUGGCCAUUCGACAUUUCCGCAACAUCUAAACGGCUGACUUGUACAUUUUUUGGCUUAGACUAGAUCAACUAUUCAAUGUCCAACGGGGAAUUUAGUCCAACUCGUAUUCUCUCUCUCACUUAAUGUAUAAACUCGUGUAUAUAACUUUAGAUAUGUCCCAUUAAAUCAAUUGCUAAUCCUAA